Messenger RNA from Paralichthys olivaceus (Japanese flounder), 1549 nucleotides. It is a transcript of the gene hsd17b8, whose product is annotated as hydroxysteroid (17-beta) dehydrogenase 8. Gene Ontology annotation, molecular function: oxidoreductase activity, acting on the CH-OH group of donors, NAD or NADP as acceptor. Lineage: Eukaryota; Metazoa; Chordata; Actinopteri; Pleuronectiformes; Paralichthyidae. The record is from RefSeq and is a predicted model, not a curated record.
ACACAGAGAACGUGUGUCGAUAUCCUGUUUCCUGUUUGAACGAUGUGUUUGAAUCUUUUUGUUUCAAUGACUCCGGAGGUUCUGUUGUGGAACUUCGCUGCAGUUUGUUCAGUUUUAGUUUGUGAACUUUUGUUUUCAGGAAGUUAAACCUUCCUGAUUCAUUAUCGUUCUAUUUUUUAUAUAAGAUCAGUUUUUAAUGACAACAAAUCAGAAUUUAAAAAUUAAUGUUCAAUACACUGCCCUCUGGUGGCCGCAGGGCGUCACUACAACUGAACUGUUCAGACGCCAGUGUGAAUGUGACGGCGGGUAUUUCCGCCAUCUAGCGGCCAGAGACAGGAACUGCACAACUACUAUCAAGCUAGAUACACUGCAAGAAUAUAGUUCCGGUAAUUGAUUUCAAAAUAAAACGCUUACGAUUCGUACACGGAACCGGAAAUGAAAUCGGACACUCGGUGCUUUGGCGUCGUCCCGUGGACAAACCGUGAACUACAACAACACGAGAGGACUCCAUCAUGGCGGCCGCCGUCAGACUCUUGUCGAGGUUGACUCUGGUCACAGGCGGAGGCAGCGGGAUCGGACGAGCCGUGUGCCAGCGUCUGGCCUCUGAAGGAGCCUCCGUGGUGGUCGCUGACAUCAGCGAGGAGUCGGCCAGUGAGACGCUGGGCAGCCUGCAGGGAGGCCUCAGGGGGCAGGGCCACAUGGCGGCUGUGGUGGACGUCUCCUCCAAAGAGAGCGUCACGGAGCUGCUCACUAGUAUACAGACUCGUUUCUUCCAGCCUCCCUCGGUGUGUGUGAACGCAGCCGGCAUCACCCGGGACGACUUCCUGCUCCACAUGACGGAGGAGCAGUUCGACAAGGUCAUCCAGGUCAACCUGAAGGGUUCGUUCCUGGUCACGCAGGCCGUCGCUCAGGCGCUGGUGGCCUGUGGAGCAACCAAAGGAUCCGUGGUCACUGUGGGCAGCAUCGUGGGAAAGGUGGGAAACAUUGGACAGGUAAAUUAUGCCGCGUCCAAAUCUGGAGUGGAAGGUUUAACCAGAACUGCAGCCAAAGAGCUGAGCAGGUUUGGGAUUCGGUGUAACUGUGUGCUGCCGGGGUUCAUAUCAACGCCGAUGACGGAUAAAGUUCCAGAGAAGGUUCUUACCAAGGUACAGCACACACACCGGUUCAGAAAUACUUCAUCCACCGCGAGAAAACUCCCUGUCAGUGACUCUGCAGUGAUGUCCUGUGUUUCAGAUGAAGUCUCUGGUGCCGAUGGGAAGAAUGGGCGAACCUGCAGAGGUCGCAGAUGUUUGUGCCUUUCUGGCCUCCGACGACUCCCGUUACAUCACGGGCGCGAGCAUCGAAGUCACAGGUGGACUUUUCAUUGGCUGAAUGAAACGGCCGUCACGCUGGUGAAGACCAAUGGGACGCAAGUUCCUUCGUAAUUCAUUGAAUUAAUGAAGGGAAGAGAUUCUGCCGUCUGUGUGACUGUAGACUGUGUUUUAUAAAUCACGUGUCAAAGUGUAGAGAUUCUUCUUGUGUUAAUAAAUACCUCUGAUGUUCGUUUUAA